Messenger RNA from Hemiscyllium ocellatum (epaulette shark), 3772 nucleotides. RefSeq names its product bublin coiled coil protein (gene bbln). The record is from RefSeq and is a predicted model, not a curated record. The transcript is spliced from 2 exons. NCBI's taxonomy places the organism in Eukaryota, Metazoa, Chordata, Chondrichthyes, Orectolobiformes, Hemiscylliidae. The coding region runs from base 95 to 352 and encodes 85 amino acids.
UCAGCUGAGAGUCUGUUACAUUUGAAGGUCAGGGGUGAGGUUGAGGAGACCCAGGGGGAGAGCUGCCCCUGAUUCCCACCUCCGAUUCUGCAACAUGUCGGGGCCGAAUGGGGAACCCAGUGCCCCUGUGGGGCAGGAGGAGGAGGAGGAGGAGGAGUCUGAUGAAGAAUAUGUGGCACUCAAUUUGAUGCUUGACCAGAUCAACUCUUGCCUGGAUAACCUUGAGGAGAAAAACGACGUUUUAAAUGCAAAACUUCGAGAAUUGCUGGAGUCAAAUCGCCAGGUGAGGAUGGAAUUCAGGCAACAAGUAGAGGCAACAGCCCCAAAAGAUUCCCAGGACCACAACUCUUGACUUUGAUCACCAUCUCCCUGUCAAAUUGUAAUAUGACACAUCCUGCUUAAGCAUUUUACAAGACAAGGGUGAUUAGCUGUAACCAUUGCGAGUAACUUUACUUUUCUGUGACAGAAAUACUGACUAGUUCUAAUCAUUGAGUUGUACAUAUGCCUGUGAUAACUUCGAUCGCUUUUGACUUCUUCCAGUUGGUUUUGGCUGUGAAAUUCCUGUUCCUUCCUUCUAGGAAGAAGCACAUUUGUAACAGAUGCCAUGUCAUGUACCUUCCACUUGGGAGUUGCUAUAUUGCAAUAAGAAAUCCUAUUUCAAUAGGAUUCAAAGAUCUAAAAAAGUUGAAUGUUUGAAUCCAUGGACAUUGAAGUUUAUCUGACCAGUGUUUCAGAGAUGGUAAAAGCCCAUGGUCCUGCUUCUACUGAAAAAAAGCUUUUUUCUAUGUUAUCACUAGUGGUUCAGAGGAUGACACUCUUUCAUCGAAUUACAAGGUUGUAGGUUCAAGUUCCAGACCAGGACGUGAACACAACAAUUGAGAUUGAUGUUCCAAUGUCUUACUUAAGCUGUCUUGCACUGACAGAGGAGCUGUCUCUCUGGUGAAGUAUUUAGCCGCUGCCCUGCCCUCUUGGAUGGACAGAAAUUUCAAAGAGUAGAAAGUUUUUCCUUGUGGCCUGGCUAAUGUUUAUUCCUCAAUCAGCUUCAUAAAUACAUUAGUUCAUCAUUACCACAUUUUUGUUUGUGGGAAUUUGCUGUGUGAAAAUUAGUUGCUGUAAUCCCCCCACAUAAAACACCAGUGACUAUACUUCAAAUGUACGUCAGUGGCAGUAAGGUGUUUUGAGGCAUCCAAAGAGCAUGAAAGGGGCUAUAUAAAUGCACAUCUUUUCUUAAUGCAACAUUUUAUUGAAUUUGUAGAUGGAAAAGUGAAUUUAAAAAAAUCAAAACCUUUGCCAAACAUUCCCAUCCAUUCACCAUUUUCUGUGUUUUUAAAAAAAUGCACCUAAACUAUCUUUUCAUCUUGCUUUAAAUAAAGGUUUUUCCAUUAUAUAAACUAUCCAUAUAUUAAACUUAUAAAAUGAGCAUUAACAAGACAUAUAAUAAGUUAACUACUGCUACAAAAAUUGCCUGAGUUAUCUUUUUCUUGGUGUAAACAUUCCGAGCUUCUGUGUUCUUUCCCUGUCAUUCGGGUGCUCUGAACAAGAGAGCAAUUUGGUGACCAAAUCUGGACCUGGUAUUUUAGUGAAGGUCGUAAUUGUAUCCAAUCCUUGCAAUUUAUGCUAUCUUCCUCUUAAAUAGUUUUCUCUCUUUACUCAAUAUUUUUGUAAUCUGUUGUUAGAGCUUAUUGUUCUCAAGAAGACUGUUGUGAAAUGUACUAUAAUUUCUGUCCUGAAAAUCCAUUAAGUUAUUAGUAACAAUGAGAAAAUUUUUUUCAGGAAAAAAUGCUUCAAUAACAGCAAGUAAUUCUGAAUUGAAGGAUAUCUUGCAACAUGCUUUUAUUACUUUCAGCUUAGUUGUUGGUAUAUAAAUCAACCUUGAAGCUUCCAAAGAUUGACCCCAGGUUUUGGAACAAUGUAUAUACCAAGUAUAAAAUAUGGGUCAUCCCAUAUUCAAAACAUGAAAACAUAGCACUGGUAAUUCAUAUUAAUGUAAAAUAGUUUUAAUAAAUUACUUGUACAAAGAUACCUUUAACUACAAUGAAAAAUGUUUUAAAACUCAUCAAAUUCAUUGUCGGUGUCAUCCAAUACAAAAUUUUGAGUUCAAAUUCACUUUGAGUCAUUUUGCCUGUGAUACUUUUGAGAAUAAGAUGUGGCACUUCUGGUUUCAGAAUCAUUCCGUCACAACAAACCAUUUUUUAAAUGCAAACAAUGAAUUGGUUAUGCCACAUUUUUUGAAUGAUUUGAUAACCGUUCUUGCACGGAUAGCAUCCCAUGAUUUUAUGAUGAAACCAUACAAAGUAUCAAGUGGAGGAAUAUAUAUAUUCCCACUCUUUUGUGAAGGUUUUUCUUUUCUCCAUUGAGUACCUGUUCUGACCAAUGUUAGGCUGUAGCAAUGUGGGUGUGAUUUUUACAGGGGUGCUUCUUCAUCUCAUUGAGUAUAGGAACUGAACUUUUCACAAACUAAUGAGCUGCAUUAUUUAUCUAGGCCUCUGGAAUGUCUAUGUCACAUUAUUAAUCCAUAACUUUAUUCCAUCCUCAUCCAGCCAACCCUUGUCAUGACAUGCACAAAAACUACUGCAAACAAAUUGAUUUGCAGUGUAUUUUUAUGUUUGAAAUGGACUGCAGGCGUUAAUUUCGAUCGCCUGGGUUUUAGGCUUUCACCACUAUAAAUCUUGACUCAAGUCCUGUGAUUUUCACAAAACUACUUUCAAACCUUUCAAUUCCAGAGUGUGGUUACUGGCUGUAUUGAAAUUCAUGGGCAUUUGACCCAUAUUGCUCCUGUAGCAUCGUGAGUACUGAAGCUUUUGCUGCUGUCUGAAGACGAGUUGCUGGAAACUGGUCAUUUUGGUGUUGAAAUCUUUUGCUAAAUAUUUGGAGUUGCCGAUGUUGGAUUGGGGUGGACAAAGUUUAAAAAUCUCACAACACCAGGUUACAGUCCAACAAGUUUAUCUGGAAGCACUAGCUUUCGAAGGAGCUGCACUCCGAAAGCUAGUGCUUCCAAAUAAACCUGUUGGAUUAUAACCUGGUGUUGUGAUUUUUAACUUUUGCUAAUUACUGAGUGAUCUUGAUCUCCUGCCACAACAAUUUUUUUUACCCAUCAAGUGGCAAUGUGUUGCUGUAAAAUAUUUGCUGGUCUCAGGAUUUAAUUUGGUCCACUUAAGUUUAUAUAUAUGCAUUGCAUUUCCGGAUGACAAUGAAAAUUUUCUGAUAAUUUUUGUCUCCACACCUGCUUCUCAAGAUUGGGCCAAUGGCUGGUCCCUGUUUCUGUGGCACAUCUAAUCUUGGGCGUCCCUAGGGCACAUUCCUUCUUCUUCCUGUCUGGCUCUAGUUUUUCAUUGACACCAACUUCCAUUGCUGUAUGCAGUUACAUGUGUUAGCAAACAGUAAGACGUUUAGCACUGAACAUCAUCUGUUUUGCAACAUUUGUUUUUCCUUCAGCAUGCAGGAUCUGCUUUUGGGUGAGUGUCUUAAACUCCUGUGCAUCUUAGCUUGAAUUGCAUGCUCAAUCCCUUGCACACAGUUAUAAGGUAAAUAAAACAUGCAUUGUGGGGUGAAAAGAAUUGAAGUAAAUAACGCAAGUUGUAAAAUUUCUUCUGUAGCACCUGGAAGUAGUUUCUGUAAAAGUUGAUUGUGUUUUAAUUUUCUCAGAUUUUCUAUGCUCACGACAUCAUGCUUUUUGAUGGCAGACAAGUUCUCUCUGCUGCUCUGAAAUUACUGAUGUUUUAUUAGAGGAUGUAAAAGAUGUUUUUUUUAAAAAUAGUAAUAAAAUUGUUUA